CUGAGGUGAAUGAGUACGCACAGGAGAGCGCGGCACAGACGGGAUUAUAGUCAGCCAAGGAGGCAGCGGAGGACAAUAACGGAUUAAAAGACAGAAACAACAGGGAUACAAGAAUGAAUAAGCGAUGAAGAAGAAACUAAAAGAAGAAACUCAACAAGAGGAAGAGUGACACAAGGGACCACAUGAAUCCAAGGAUGUGGGACUUUUACCCUGGACAGUAAAAGUGGGAUUUUGAGAAGUGAAGUUAGAGGAACUCAAAUUACAACCGAGGUACACUUGCAGGCGGUCUUCUCAGUGACCCAAGCACCACCUCCAUGGUGGCAGAGUCUGGCCUCCCACCCAGGCCCCCAUACCCAAGAUCCUUGGUGCCAUGGGAACAAGUCGGGCCAACAGGUACGGCUUUGUGUCAGACAUUUUACCGGAGGAGACACGCCAGAAGAUCUCUAGCUUAGGACUCUACAACGGCCACAGUUCCCCCAACCUCCGUCUGCACUCGACCUGUGACGCAGAAGAUAGUAGGAGGAGGUCGGGAGCCUCUGCUGCCGUGCCUGGCACAAGUGAACAAGGAGGUAUGAACAACUACAACGGGAAGGUUCUGACAAGGGGCUCCAACCAAGUACGGAGCCGGUUUGUGAAGAAAAAUGGACAAUGUAAUGUUCUGUUCACCAACAUGGAUGACAAGAGGCAGCGCUACCUAGCUGACAUUUUCACCACCUGCGUGGACAUCCGCUGGAGAUACCUGCUGCUUAUAUUCUGCACCAGCUUCAUGGUCUCUUGGCUUUUCUUUGGCAUUAUCUUUUACAGUGUCUCCCUGGCUCAUGGGGAUUUUGAGGAGCAGCCGGCAGUUAAAGGUGAUGGGAUGGCGGCACCUGGACUGCAUGGACCCACCUCUGGACACACAUAUGGAGGGCAGACACAGAGGAUGCCCUGCAUACUUCACGUUCGCGGCUUUGUUGGGGCACUCCUGUUCUCCAUGGAGACCCAGACCACCAUUGGUUAUGGCUGGCGCUGCGUUACCGAGGAGUGCCCUGUCGCUGUAUUAACAGUUGUCAUCCAGUCCAUUGUCGGCUGCAUCAUUGACUCUUUCAUGAUUGGCACCAUCAUGGCCAAGAUGGCUCGGCCAAAGAAGAGGAACCAGACCCUCAUAUUCUCGAAAAAUGCUGUCAUCGCCCUGCGUGACGGAAAGCUGUGCCUCAUGUGGCGAGUGGGCAACCUGCGGAAGAGUCACAUCGUGGAGGCUCAUGUCCGUGCCCAGCUCAUACGUUCAUACGUCACAGCUGAGGGCGAGUUCAUCCCCUUGGAGCAGAUGGACUUGAAUGUGGGCUAUGACGAGGGCACAGACCGGCUGUUUCUGGUAUCCCCUCUGGUUAUAAUCCACGAGAUAGACAAAGAUAGUCCCUUGUAUACUUUAAGCCGAGCUGAUCUGGAGGCAGAUGACUUCGAGAUCGUCGUAAUCUUGGAGGGAAUGGUGGAGGCCACGGCCAUGACCACCCAGUUCCGUAGCUCCUACCUUGCCAGAGAGGUCUUCUGGGGUCACAGGUUUGAGCCUGUGAUCUAUGAGGAUCGGGACUGCUACAAGGUCGACUACGCUCGCUUCCACAAGACCUACGAGGUGCCAUCGACUCCCCACCUCAGCGCCAAAGAGCUGGACGAGGCCGCGAGCCAGGCAUCUUCUGUUGCUUCACCUGUCUCUGCAUGUAGGACCACACAAGAUUUGAUCCCCAGGUCACUGAGCGCCUUUUGCUAUGAGAACGAGGUGGCGUUGAGUUGUGGGGAGGAAGAGGAUGACAUUUUUGACUCCCAGACUGUAAAGAAGGAGAAGGCAGAGGAGAGGAGGACUUCGGUGUCUGUAGACUUCCAAAAUAUGUUCCAGGACAGUGCGACCAUAUCGUCAGGCAAUCACAACGUCAUGUGUGUUCUGGACAUGGACAAUAACCAGAUGGAGUUUGACAUCCUACAGACUGCCAUCCCUCUCGAUCCAGUGACCUAUAAGAGCGAGCAAGAGAGCUAAAGAUUGUCUGUUUUUUACCUAUAAAUCCUUUCAACUUUAUCUACAGUGAGCUGGACCUGAAGACAGAUUGCUUGUGUUUGACUUUGGAUUGCAUGUACAGAAAUGUAAACCCCUUUUGCCUUGCCGGUGUUGUUUUACAUUUAUAUUUGUUUGUUAUUUCUUCUCAUGGGGAUUAGAAAUCACAAAACAGAUUGCACAUUCCUGAAUAACUUCUGGGACAUGCAACUGCACUGUUUGAAGAGCCAUAACGAUCAACCUGACUGAUUUUGCAGGAGGACAAAGACAAAACCUGAUGGGCUUUUAUUAUGACAACCAAAGGAAAGCA
Epinephelus fuscoguttatus (brown-marbled grouper) is the source of this 2336-nucleotide messenger RNA. RefSeq names its product ATP-sensitive inward rectifier potassium channel 12-like. The transcript is spliced from 3 exons. Gene Ontology annotation, molecular function: inward rectifier potassium channel activity. Lineage: Eukaryota; Metazoa; Chordata; Actinopteri; Perciformes; Serranidae. The record is from RefSeq and is a predicted model, not a curated record. Bases 371 to 2011 code for a protein of 546 amino acids. Gene Ontology annotation, cellular component: plasma membrane. Gene Ontology annotation, biological process: potassium ion import across plasma membrane; regulation of monoatomic ion transmembrane transport.